UGUCUAUGGCAACAGUGACCUGCUGUGUGUCCUCCAGCAGCGUCAGCCAGCCACACACAUUUCAAAUAAUGAUGAUACGUAAUCAUUUGAGUGUGUACGUGGAGGAAUCAGACAUAUUGUUGCUUAUCUGACAGAUACUAACAUGUUUUAACCAACAUGUUGGCCCGUUUGGAAACCAGCAUGGCAGAAACAACUACAUCCAUCAGGAGAGAAACAGCCUGUAAAAGCUCCUUAAUGUGCUGGACUGCUGCUCUAUAUCCGUUUCUAUGUAGUCACAUGCACUUAUAACUGUAAUUGAUUGAUUUUGUUGAAAACUUGAAACAUGAAGAUGGUCAGGGAGUUCUGCAGAGCCUCUGAAGUGGAUUCAUGGAUGUUUAUUCUGAAUGGACAUCAGAGAUGAUGAUAUCCUUUGGAACCGUAGACUCACUGAAUCAAAUGUGUUCACAUUUCACCCAGUUACCAAGACAUUUUUAACUUGUAUUCACUUUCCUGAAGAUCUCAGCCUCCCCCUCAGCUCCCCCUGGGGAAGCUUCUGGCUUCAUUCUGCUGACUGACAUUUCCUGUGUGUUGGUGACUUGUUCCAGAUGUUUGGAUCUGGAUCCUUGUCCACCAGGACCCUCAGCCUUUCCUCGGGUCUCUGCUGUCUUCCUGUUCCUACUCUGUGUGAAUGCUGGGAUUCAACUUGCCAUCAUGUGCAGGUGUGAUCUGUCCUCUGCCAGGUGUCCAGGUGGAAACCAGGUCAUGUGACAUCUGAAUUUAACAUUUAGCUCACAUGUUGUAUUCAUUUAGCUCACAUGUUGUCUUCGUUUAUCUCACAUGUUAUCGUCGUUUAGCUGACAUGUUGUCUUCAUUUAGCUCACAUGCUGUCUUCACGUAGCUCACAUGUUGUCUUCAUUUAGCUCACAUGUUGUCUUCAUUUAGCUCACAUGUUGUCUUCGUUUAGCUCACAUGUUAUCGUCGUUUAGCUCAUAUGUUGUCUUUGUUUAGCUCACAUGUUGUUGUCCUUUAGCUCACAUGCUGUCUUCAUUUAGCUCACAUGCUGUCUUCACGUAGCUCACAUGCUGUCUUCAUUUAGCUCACAUGUUGUCUUCACGUAGCUCACAUGUUGUCUUCAUUUAGCUCACAUGCUGUCGUCGUUUAGUUCACAUGUUGUUGUCGUUUAGCUCACAUGUUGUCUUUGUUUAGCUCACAUGUUGUCUUCAUUUAGCUGGCAUGCUGUCUUCACGUAGCUCACAUGUUGUCUUCAUUUAGCUCACAUGCUGUCUUCACGUAGCUCACAUGUUGUCUUCAUUUAGCUCACAUGUUGUCUUCAUUUAGCUCACAUGUUGUCUUCGUUUAGCUCACAUGUUAUCGUCGUUUAGCUCACAUGUUGUCUUUGUUUAGCUCACAUGUUGUUGUCCUUUAGCUCACAUGCUGUCUUCAUUUAGCUCACAUGCUGUCGUCGUUUAGUUCACAUGUUGUUGUCGUUUAGCUCACAUGUUGUCUUCGUUUAGCUCACAUGUUGUCUUCAUUUAGCUGGCAUGCUGUCUUCACGUAGCUCACAUGUUGUCUUCAUUUAGCUCACAUGUUGUCAUCGUUUAGUUCACAUGUUGUCGUUUAGCUCACAUGUUGUCUUCAUUUAGCUGACAUGCUGUCUUCACGUAGCUCACAUGUUGUCUUCAUUUAGCUUACAUGUUGUCAUUGUUUAGCUCACAUGUGGUCGUCGUUUAGCUCACAUGUUGUCUUCGUUUAGCUCACAUGUUGUCUUCAUUUAGCUCACAUGUUGUUGUCGUUUAGCUCACAUGUUGUCUUCAUUUAGCUCACAUGCUGUCUUCACGUAGCUCACAUGUUGUCUUCAUUUAGCUCACAUGUUGUCUUCAUUUAGCUCACAUGUUGUCUUCGUUUAGCUCACAUGUUGUCUUCGUUUAGCUCACAUGCUGUCUUCAUUUAGCUCACUAACCCUAACCCUGAGCAGAAGGAAGAGAAGACUUCUCAUUAAUAAACAAUUCAGUCCUCUGUUUCUUUUCUUCUGUGUGUGUGUGUGUGCGUGAGAGAAAAAUGGUGCUUUCACUGUUUCCAGGAACAGAUUGUAAUGUUCUGUAGAAGAUUUGUGGACAACAGGAAGUGUGUGUGUGUGUGUGUGUGUGUGUGUGUGUGUGUGUGUGUUCACUACAAUGAUCUGAGUGUUGGCGGUGACUCAAUGAAAUCUGAAGAUGGAGAACAGGCUCAGUUAAAGCAGAGUCAUGUAGAACUAAUAGUUCAAACAUCGUUUCCAUGGCAACAGCUUCAGAGCAGGGAGGAGCCAACAUGGCCAACACUGAAGACCGUGUUGACAGAACCCUGCAGCAGCAAGACUCUGGAUGAUUCCACUAACAUUAAAAACAGUGAGUCAGGCAAGGAGUGGCAGAUGACUGAAGACUCAAUCAGACAGGCAGAGAGACAGAGAGGACAGGUGAGACAGGUGGCAACAGACAGCCACACUGAUGAAAAGCAUAAAAAUGUCACUUUUUGAGUUUUGGCGGAGUAAAGGGGAGAGAAGAGCAUUUCUGGUGAGAACCAAUCAGCGGAGACUUCUUCCUUCACAGCUGGAACAGUUGCUCGGUGACAGUGGAGUUCGGGCGGAGCUGCAGGACAACAGGGUGGCAUCUCUGCUGCCGCCUGUUGGUACAGAAGUGUUCAGACGCUUCACACCGGCCUCACUGCAGGAGAUCCAGCAACGUCAUGAAGCAGAAGAGAAGGAGCAGGAGAGGAGGAAGAAGAUGGAAGAGGUAGCAGAGAAAGAACAGCCCAAACCAGCAAGUGAGCUGGAGGCUGAGAAGCUCCUCCCAUUCAUCUAUGGGGACCCACCCCCUGAGCUUCUUAAGACACCAUUGGAGGAGCUGGAUCCCUUCUACCAAUCACAGAAGACGUUCCUUGUCCUUGGUGAAGGAAACAUGGUCCACAGGUUUAAUGCUGAGCCGUCCUGUUACCUGCUCAGUCCGUUCAACCCACUGAGGACCGUCGCCAUCAAGAUCCUCCUUCACUUGUUAUUCAAUGUGUUCAUUAUGUUGACAAUCCUGACUAACUGUGCGUUGAUGGUGAUCAGUGAUCCUCCCGCAUGGACAGAUAAAUUGCAAUAUGUGUUCACGGCCAUCUACACAUUCGAAGCCAUUGUUAAGAUUGUGUCCAGAGGCUUCUGUGUUGGAAAGUUCACCUUCCUCAGAGACCCAUGGAACUGGCUGGACGUCACUGUCAUCAUCCUGGCAUUUGUGUCAGAGUUCACAGAUUUGCAUAAAUUCUCUGUGCUGAGUUUAGCUCCUCGAAUACUGAAGAUCAUCCCAGUCAUCUCAGGAAUGAAGGUGACUGUUGGAGCUUUUGUCCAAUCAGUGAAGAGGCUUGCUGGCGUCAUCGUCCUGUUGGUGUUGGGUCUCUGUGUCUUGUCUGUGAUAUGUAUGCAUUUAUUCAUGGGAAACCUGAGGAACAAAUGUGUCAUAUUGCCAGCGUGGAGCAACCAGACUGACGACGACACUCUUCACUUCACCAACCAAACACCAAGCAGUGGUUUCAGUUACUCCGAGUACUUGGACAGGAUGGAAAACUAUUACUUCCUGCCAGGACUAAUUGAUCCUCUGCUGUGUGGAAACACUUCUGAUUCAGGGAGCUGUCCGGAGGGUUUUACAUGUGUCAGCGGGGGUAGAAACCCAAACUACGGCUUCACUAGCUACGACUCGAUCGGCUGGUCUCUGCUGUCUCAGAUCAGACUGAUGACUCAGGACUUCUGGGACAACCUGAUGAUGCUGACCUUACGAUCAUCAGGUAAGGCCUACCUGACCGUCUUCAUGCUCGUCAUCUUCCCCAGCACUUUCUGCCUUCUCAGCCUCCUUCUGGCAGUGGUGGUCAUGGCGUUCUGUGAGCAGGAGGAGGCCAUUGUCACUGAGGCCAAAAGGAAAGAAGAACAGUUCAAACAGAUUGUGGAGGCUCUGAAGAAGAGGGGGGAAACAGAGCAGGCGGAGCACUCAGAGAAUCAAAAUGGUGAAGAUGAUCAGAAACGGAGAGAGUUGGAGAACCAGAGCUCAUGUCCUCCAUGUUGCCUCGUCCUCCUCCAGUGGAACUGUUGUGGCUGCUGGCGCUGGUGCAAACAGCGGCUCUACACCUUUGUCACGAACCCGUUCUUUGACCUCGUGAUCGUCAUCUGUCUAAUCUCCAACAUCCUCCACAUGUCGACCGAGCAUUAUCCAAUGACAGAGGAGUUUGAAUGGCAGUGGGUUGUUGCUGACCUGGUCUUCACAGCAAUCUUUGCAGCUGAGAUGGUCCUGAAAAUCCUGGCACUGGACCCAUACGGAUACUUCCAGGUUGGCUGGAACACCUUUGAAAGCAUCCUUGUCCUCCAAAGUCUGAUAGACCUGGCACUUGCUGAUGUUCAGGGCUUGUUUAGGCUGAAUACCAUAGUGCUGCGAGUGCUCCGGCUGGCCCGAUGGUGGCCGUCCUUCAACAUGUUUUUAGGGAUGAUCUGGAGGUCGAUGAGGAACGUGACCCUGCUCCUCUUCAUCAUGGUUUUCUUCUUCACCGUGGUCGGCAUGCAGCUGUUUCAGCAGGACUACGAGAACCACGUCUGUUGCAUCACAGUGGACUGUGAGCUUCCUCGCUGGCACAUGACCAACUUCUUCAGCACCUUCCUCGUCAUCUUCAGGGUGCUGUGUGGAGAGUGGGUCGAGAUGACAUGGGACUGCAUGGAGGUCUCAGGAAAGGCAACGUGUUUGGUCUUCUUCAUGACAGUCGUGAUCAUUGGAAACCUGCUGAUCCUGAAUGUGUUCCUGACCUUGCUACUGAGCUCAUUUAUUUUUGUGGCACCAGAGGAAAAAGACAAAAACAACAUCCACAAGGCCCUUGAAUGGAUCAAGACCUGGAUCCUGGCUCUGCUGGGAAAGAAGGACCCAGACCACACAGGGGUCGACAGUAAAGAGGACAACAGGAAGGAGUACCUGGCCUUGAACUUAGUGAUGUCAGACCAGCCAAUGUCAGAGGUCAAAGUCCUCAGCAGUAACAUCAACAACCAGACGAGCAGUGACCAUAACAUCAAACCCCAGAAGGUCCCCAUUGCCAUGGCCGAGGUCGAUAUCGAAUUCAAGACGCCUGAAGAUGAACAACAGGAGAAAAAAUGUGAUGACAUUCAGAAACCUACCGAACACCAUGAAGACCAUGAGGGAAACACACCUGAGGACUGCUGCAGUGACAACACGUCCCAGGGUGCAGGGAGGGUCUGGUCUAAUGUCAAGAGGGCCUGUCUCUUAAUCGUACAACACAAAUACUUUGAGAUCACCAUCAUCAUCAUCAUCAUGCUAAGCAGUGUAGCUCUGAUGUUUGAGGAUGUUCACCUGCACCAGCGUCAGGUGUUAAAGAUGGUUGUGGAGAUGGCAGACCGGGUGUUCACCUACCUGUUCCUGCUCGAGAUGCUCCUCAAGUGGAUCGCCCACGGACUCAAGAAAUACUUCACCAAUGCGUGGUGCUGGCUUGACUUCCUCAUCUUAGAUGUUUUUCUGGUUUCUCUGAUGGCCGACAUGUUGGGAUUCUCUGGAACUGGAGCCAUCCAGUUUCUGAGGACUCUGAGAGCUCUGGGGCCCCUGAGGGCCCUGUCUCGCUUUCCAGGUCUUAGGCUGGUGGUGGAGGUUCUGGUCCAGACCAUCCGUCCCCUGUUUGAUGUGCUGCUGGUGUGUCUGACGGUGUGGUUGCUCUUCGGUAUUGUGGGUGUGGGCAUGUUUGCUGGAAAGUUUCACUACUGUUUCAAUGAGACGUCAGAGGAGUACUUCUUACCUGAGGUAGUGAACAACAAGACCGACUGUUUCUCUCUGAUCAUGAUGAACUUCACGGAGAUCCGCUGGAAGAACCUCCACAUGAACUAUGACAACCUACUGAACGGUUACUUAGCGCUGCUGCACCUGGUGACAUCAGCAGAUUGGAUGGACAUCCUUUAUGCUGCAGUGGACGCCAGACUGGUGGAGGACCAGCCUGUCUAUGAGCACAACAUCUUCAUGCACCUGUACUUUGUCUGCUUCUUCAUCAUCGGCUCCUUCUUCACCUUCACCUUCCUCAUCAGAGCCAUCAUGGACUACCUGCAGAGAGACAAGUUUGGAAGGAAACGUAUUUUCAUGACAGACGAGCAGUACAAAUUCUCCAAGUGUGUGAAGGAACGGUUCUCCAGGUAUCCUCAAGCACCUGGUCCCCGACCUCAGAAUCGGGCCCGGGCUUGGCUGUUUGACCUGGUGACCAGUCGGUACUUUGAAUUCUUCAUAAUGGGGAUUAUCUGCCUGAACAUGGUUAUUCUGGCGGUGGAGACGUACGAUCAGAGCUACGAGGUGGAUGAGAUCCUGCACUGGUUCCAGUUCACCUUCAUUCUCAUCUUCUUCAUUGAGUUCAUCCUGAAGAUCAGCGCCUUCAGACAGCACUAUUUUGCAGACGGCUUGAACGUCCUGGACUUUGUGGUGCUAGUCAUGUUGAUCAUCGGCAUGUUUCUUGCUGACUUGAUGGAAAAGUACUUUGUAUCGCCCCAUGUCUUCAGAAUGCUUCGAUUGGUUCGUGUGGCUCCUGUCUUCUGUCUGAUUCGCUGGGCCAGGGGGAUAAAGAGGCUGCUUUCAGCUUUUGUAGGCUCACUUCCUGCCCUCUUCAACAUUGGUCUCGUCUUCCUCCUGCUCAUGGUCACCUUCUCAAUCUUCGGCAUGUUUAACUUCGCCUACGUGAAGAAGGAGUACAUGAUCAGCGACAUGUUUAACUUUGAGACGUUCUGGAACAGCAUGAUCUGUGUGUUUAUGAUCAGUACAACUUCUGGGUGGGGCGGUAUGCUGUAUCCUAUGAUGAACAAUCCUCCAGACUGUGACCCCUACGCAGAGCACCCAGGAUUCAUGGUCAAAGGCGACUGUGGCAACCCAACUUUGGGCAUCGUCUUCUUCUUCACCUUCAGCUCCCUGUCCUACCUGCUGGUUGUCUACCUGUAUCUCACCGUCGUCCUGGAGACAUUAAACUCAGAGGACAUGGAGAUGCUGAGUGAUGACGACCUCCAGAGGUUUUAUAAAACCUGGAGCAAGUUCGACCCUGAUGCCUCACAGUUCAUACCAUACAGUGAGCUGUCAGAUUUCUGCAGUGCUCUUCAGGGUCCUCUGAGGAUCCCCAAACCAAACACCAUCAAACUGAGACAUAUGGACCUGCCUCUCUUUCCUGGAGACAAGAUCUACUGUGUGGACGUCUUCCUUGCCCUUGCUUCUCAGGUUUUGGGUGAAUCAGCAGAGAUGGACGCUCUCAAAGCCAGAAUGGAGGAAAGGUUCCCGGCUAACUCGUCUAAGGUGUCCAAUGUACCAAUCAGCAGCACCCUGCAUAGGAAACAGGAGGAGGAAGCGGCGAAGGUGAUCUAGAGAGCCUACAGGAAGGGCCUGGCGCAGCAUGGAGAGUGGAGUGUGGCAGAGUCUGAGGAUGAUGGCGUUGGUCUUUCAGGUGUCUGAGGCUCCGCCCACCCAGGUGGUGCUUUAGAGUAAGUCUAUCCUCCAUGCUGGUUCUCCAGCAAAUGCCACCGACUUCCUGCCAAUUGAAAAGUCAUUCAUCUGAGGACCUGUGGACUCACCUGCUGGUUAAUGUCAGCAGGGACGACACAUCUGGAGUUCCUGAACAAUCAACAAACUUCCUCUUCUGCCUUUAAACAUGAAAACUUCAGCCUUUUAAUCUUCUAACAGUCUUUCACUGUAUGAGCUAACACCCGUGUAUGAGAUAUUAAACUACUUAUUACACAUGAUAUCAAGUAAUAUGAUCAUGUUUCCACUGAUUGGGAUUGGAGGCUCUACGUGACACAUCAACAUGUUGACCUGAUGAUGGUGACAGACAGGCAGAUGGGUAGUCACAGUUCUUAUUGAUCCAAUAAAAUGAUUUCAAAUCAAAAGUCUUUAUUGAAACAUUUUGACUGAAACACAUCUGCACAUCUUUGACAACUCACCAGACAGAUGAAAAAAAUCACAUCAGUCAGAAACAUUUAACAUCACAACUUCAUCCUCCAAAUACUCAGAAAUGUUACUAAUGUACUAACUAAGAACAUACUUUUUUUACUCUCAAUAUACAGUGCCUUUAUUCUGAAAAUAUUAUGACUUAUUGUAUUCAAAUAUCGUAUUUAAGUCAUCAUUCAAAAACAUCUCUUUAGCAUUAAACGUGUAACAUUAACAUGUAGCAUUUUAUAGUUUCCUAUUGUGUGAGUCCAGACUGUCAUCAUAUAAACAGGUGGUUUCAUUCUCCGCCUCCAGUAUGUCUCUCUCUAUGUUGAUCAGUGAUAACAAUAACAAAACAAUUACAUUUGAUUGAUUGCAACUGAUUAACCAACAUGAAUGUAAUGGAGUCGCAUCUGCUGCCUGCAGUCAGAUAAUGUGCAUGUUUAUUCUUCACACUAAGCAAAAUAAAGCACAGAUUAAUUUUAUAGUUUUUAUACAUCUGUAUGAAGGUAUUAUUGGUGCAAAAGGUUUGAGCACCUGUAACAGAGGAAUUUGUAGUUGUGUACAGUGAUUGUGUAUGUGUAUCAGUAAAUGUGUGGUCACAUACUCUAUGAGUUGUGUACUUGUAGAUUUUUUUCUCUCUCCACAAAUACAACACAACACUUACACAUUCACAAAUUCUUAAUUACAGGUGCACAAAUCCUAUUUUACAAGUCACAGAUUAAAAAACUGACACGCUCACAUUUUUGCUCCACUUGUUGUAUAUUUGGUGCAAAACAUGUUUGUGCACCUGUAACAGACAAUGUGAACUUGUGGCCAAAAUUUGAAUAUGUGCAAAUCUGAAUGCUGAAUUACUCAAAAAGUACAUAGUAAAAGUACCUCAUAUUAUUCAUGCAAGUAGCCUAGCCUAGGAAGUACUUAGUUCAGCAGUAUAUGAAUCUUGGACUACUUAUGGAAAAUAACUUUUGUAUUAUCAAAGUUGAGUGAAAUACCCUAAGUACACAACUCAGAGUAUGACUACACAUUUACUGAUACACAUAGACAAUCACUGUACACAACUACAAAUUCCUCCGUUACAGGUGCUCAAACCUUUUGCACCAAUAAUAAUACCUUCAUAAAUCUGUCCAAUUUUUGUAGUUUAAAUGUAUGAAAAUCAACAGUUGUAACUGACUAAAUAAAUAAAACAUUUAUACAUGA
This is a messenger RNA of Acanthopagrus latus (yellowfin seabream), 9116 nucleotides long. RefSeq names its product sodium channel protein type 4 subunit alpha B-like. The transcript has 31 exons. Gene Ontology annotation, cellular component: axon; plasma membrane; voltage-gated sodium channel complex. The record is from RefSeq and is a predicted model, not a curated record. Lineage: Eukaryota; Metazoa; Chordata; Actinopteri; Spariformes; Sparidae. Gene Ontology annotation, biological process: membrane depolarization during action potential; neuronal action potential; sodium ion transmembrane transport. The coding region runs from base 2463 to 7361 and encodes 1632 amino acids. Gene Ontology annotation, molecular function: voltage-gated sodium channel activity; calcium ion binding.